Messenger RNA from Trachemys scripta elegans, 1802 nucleotides. Its product is annotated as transmembrane protein 121-like. Lineage: Eukaryota; Metazoa; Chordata; Testudines; Emydidae. The record is from RefSeq and is a predicted model, not a curated record. The transcript is spliced from 3 exons. The coding region runs from base 165 to 1223 and encodes 352 amino acids.
GGACUCUGCGGCGGGAUUCAGGCCCCGCCCCCUGCACUCACGCACGCGCGCCGCUGCCGCUCCAGCAUACGGGACCUGCAGGCAAGGCUGUGCAGGAGCAGCACCCAGGGCUGUGGAUUAGGGAGCAGCCAACAGACACAGGGGACUACCCACAGCUUGAAGCAAUGGCAGGGAGUGGGGCACAGACAGCCGGACAGAGCCCGAGCCCUGGACUGACGCAGGGGGAGGAGCGAGGCCCAGCCUGCUCCCAGGGAGGACCAGGAUGCGCAGGUGCUGCCAGCUGGCCACCCCCUGUGACCAGGCUCCCCCGCUCCAUGGCACCACCGCCCCCUGCCAGCAAGCCACACGCCUGCAUGUCAGCGGUGGUGAUCGUCUCCACCAUGGCAGCGGUGGACGUGUACCUGAUGGAGCUGAGUGCUGGAGCACAGCGGGCCAGCGUGCUGGCCCUGGCACUGGCAGGUGAUCUGUGCUUCCUCUUGGUGCUGCGCUAUGUGGGGACAUGGGCGGGUGCCGAGGCGCGGACCCCGCGGCAUGGCUACACCAUGGCACUCUGGUUCCUCUUUGUCUUCACCCUGGAGAUCAAGCUAUACUUCAUCUAUCAGGGGUACCGGGCCGACCGGCGCACCCCUGACCCGCUGGCCCGCCGUACCCUGACCCUGCUGCUCUCCAUCUGCAUCCCCUCCCUUUACAUGGUCCUGGUGGCCACCGAGCACCUGGAGCACAUGGCCACCUUCCGGCGCAAGGAGGACCUGCGCGGCCGGCUUCUCUGGGUGGUGGUGGACCUGCUGGACCUACUGGAGAUGCAGGCCAGCCUGUGGGAGCCUCAGUGGCAGAGGCUGCCGCUGUGGGCUGAGGGCCUGACUUUCUUCUACUGCUACAGCCUGCUGCUGGUGCUGCCCUGCGUGGCACUGGGCGAGAUGGACCUGCCCGCCCCACCCCGCCUCCCACUUUACCCGCUGCUCAGCCUGCUGGCUGUCAACCUGGCCACAUUGGCCAUCCGGGCUGCUGACCUGCUGCUCUACCGCGACCAGCGGGUCUCUGCCAUCUUCAUGGCCAAGAACCUACUGGCCAUCGCGCUCAAGGGGUGCACGGCCUUGCAGUACCACAGAGCUGGGGCUGCCAGGCUGGGGGAGCUCCCCCCUGGGGACAUGCCAUGUCACACACCCCGGCGUGGGGGCAUGGACAGCACCUCUGGGCCCAGGUUCACCCCCCGGGAGUUCUGAGUGCGCAGGGACACUGCAACACCACACCCUGAGCUGGAGCUGUGAGCAUGGGGCCAGAUCCCCUGCUGGUAUUUUCCGGCAAAGCUGCCCUGAUGUAAAGUGGCCCCCAGACUCCUUCACACGCAGAGAGGGGCUGAGAUCACAAACCACUAUUCACUAACGGACAGGACUAGCAUAGAAAGGGGUUGAGGAACACCAGGCAUAGCAGGGGACUAUGGGUUGGGAUUGAGGGGCGCUGAGAUGAUGGGAUCUGCAGGUAGGGACUGAGGGACACCAGCAGUGCUGGGGUGGGAGGCAGGCUCCACCCCUGCCCUUUGGGCUCCAUUCCCCACUGCAGCACAUUGAUGACCACUGUGUACACUCAUCACCCCUGUGCUGAGCUAGACUGAGACACAUGGGCCCACACCUAGCUGGCCCCGUGGUGAGGGACUGGAGUGUAGCGAGCCCAGGCUGGAGCACUGGAUGGGCCCAAUGGGUGGUGCCAGCUAUGGCCCUGCCACUCGGAGAGGUAGGGGGCACAUGCCCGGGCCUGGAUGCUCCAUGCAGGACAGAGGCAAAAUAAAGAAGAGCUAACACAGA